CGGUGCUGGCGUGAUAUCGAUUUUUGAGCUUACCAGCGUGCGGUUUUAUAUGGGAGGCUUGAAUAACCAAUAGAUUUAUAGUGUUUCCCAGAAGUGUUUUUAUUGCUCCAGUCUAGCGCAACGAUGAACAAGGUCGUGCCUGUCGCAGCGAUGCUGCUCUGCUCUAUUGUUACGUUUUGUCUGUCAGCAAAGAUAGGGAUCUUGGCCACUACUGCCUCCAACAGCGAGACUUCAUGUGCGGCACUACCAAAACACUACCUCGAGCUCGGGUGUAAACCCAUCAAAGAUGAAGGACAUUCCUGUCCAAAUAGUGUGCUUAGCUGCGUGGCAGGCGUGACACGUUGUAGGGCGAAAAUUAACAAACUGAGCGAGUGCUACUUAGAAGGUAAGAAAUACCUGGAAGGACAGAAAAUGUACCCCAAAGAGGACAGCUGUUACAUCUGCCAUUGCCAGAAAGGUUUCGACAAUAGUACCUUCACAAAUAAUCCAAAGUGCUACGUAAAAUACUGCGGCAUUGAGUUGCACAGCUCGGACAAGCUGGCCGAUGGUUGUAUACCGGUAUAUUUCGGAACGGAUCGCUGUUGCCCAAUCUCGUGGAGAUGUCCCGAUGAUGAAGAUAUUGUAAUAGUGGAAGGACGAAAGAAUACACCGGAAACAGGUAAUCCACUGAUGCAGUGCACUUUUGGCAGUCUAACAAUGAAUAUAGGAGAUUCUAUUUCAUCUGACGAUAAAUGUGUCGCCUGCAAAUGCACUGUCCCUCCGAUGCCUCAUUGUAUACAGACUAGAGAUUGUUGAAAGAUAUGUUUAUUGAUAUUGGAAAAAUGUGUUAGAAAUAUAAGAUAACUUAUAAAUGAAAACACCUGUUUGGAUAAAGUGUUACGCAAUUAUUUGCUUGUUUUUUUGAAGGAUUAAACAUGUACUAUUGAAGGCGGGAAUGUCAACACUGCAGUUGAAAAUUUUUGACGAACUAAAACUCUGUCUUGGAAAUGAAUUAAUUCACUGCUAUUAGUUAAAUUACACUAUAAUACGUGAGUACAUGAAAGUAAUUUAAUUAGUAAUUUCAAGUUGUAGUUUCAAUAGUAGUGCAAUUAGGAAGUAGCCACGAAAAACAAUUGGUUUUUCGCGUGACCAAUAAGGUAAAAAGUAUGUUUUCACUUUCUAUGACGAACGA
This is a messenger RNA of Wyeomyia smithii (pitcher-plant mosquito), 1171 nucleotides long. RefSeq lists its product as uncharacterized. The coding region runs from base 124 to 795 and encodes 223 amino acids. NCBI's taxonomy places the organism in Eukaryota, Metazoa, Arthropoda, Insecta, Diptera, Culicidae. The transcript has 4 exons. The record is from RefSeq and is a predicted model, not a curated record.